Eruca vesicaria subsp. sativa (arugula) is the source of this 1348-nucleotide messenger RNA. The record is from the annotation of a GenBank genome assembly. NCBI's taxonomy places the organism in Eukaryota, Viridiplantae, Streptophyta, Magnoliopsida, Brassicales, Brassicaceae.
CGAAGAGCAGUGUUCACCUCAAAUUUUUUGAUUUAAUCUCUCUUCUCUUCUCUUCUCUCACUCCUCUCAAUUCAUCUCCCUCGUUCACAUCGUUAUUGCAUCGGCUUCGUAGUCUCAUUAAUCUGUCUUACAUUCUCUGCCUCCCUUCAUGGCUUCCUGUAGCCUAGGAGUUCCUAAGAUUAAAAUCUCAGCAGUAGACCUCAGUAAGGUAGGAUCUGGAAGGUUUCAGAUACCAUGCAAUCAAAGAGUGUUGAUUGGUCAAAGGCCGGUUAAGUAUUUGAGUCUCAGGACAACUCUUGGGUGUCUGAAAGCUGUGCAAGUGUCUACUGUCACACCUGCUGAGACUGCAGAUACUGUAGAAGUAGAAGCUGCUGAGACGACCAAGCCAUCUCCGUUGAACGCUCAGCUCGUUCCCAAGCCCUCUGAGGUGGAAGCUCUUGUGACUGAAAUAUGUGAUUCCUCAUCAAUCGCAGAGUUUGAACUAAAACUGGGGGGUUUCCGCCUAUAUGUAGCAAGGAACGUAGCUGACAACAGUAGUCCACCACAACCUCAGGCAAUUCCUGCUGCCGUUGCUGCAAAUUCAACCACGGAGAGUGUUGAUUCGAAUGGAUCAGCUUCCUCUACUUCAUUGGCUAUUAUAAAACCAACAUCCUCAGCUGCUGAUCAGGGUUUGGUGAUUCUCCAGUCUCCAAAAGUAGGGUUCUUUAGGAGAUCCAAAACCAUAAAGGGUAAACGCACUCCUUCGUCCUGUAAAGAGAAAGACCAAGUGAAAGAAGGUCAAGUUCUGUGCUACAUUGAACAACUCGGUGGCCAGUUCCCAAUCGAGUCUGAUGUUAGCGGCGAGGUUGUCAAAAUACUGCGAGAGGAUGGAGAGCCUGUAGGAUACAAUGAUGCUCUCAUUUCAAUUCUUCCUUCCUUCCCUGGGAUCAAGAAGCUUCAGUAAAACCAGACUUGAGCUGGUUUUGAGUUGUGAAACUGGGCCUUGUUUGAUUCCAACCGUUUGGAGAAGAAGCUGCUUUCUGAAUCUCUGUAUAAAUGCCUCUGCACUCUCGUUGAUGUCACGUUCUUUCACAGCUCGCUUCCUCGCUGCCGGAGUAUUCUCCACCAUCACCGCUGUCUUUGGAUGUUCUCCGGCUUUCCUCAUCUCGUAGGUUGAUGAUAUGUAAGAUGAAGACAUUAGAUGAGAGUGAAACGUUUUUUGGUGGUGUUUCUACAACAAUAAUAUUGCUUGGUUAGUUUUUGUUUUACUCAAAUGGUAAGUCAUAUGAACAUAUAUAUAUAGAUGUGUGAAUGUAUAUUUUAUAUUAUGUUUUUAUGUAGAUGGCUCUAGAUACAAUGAACGUUUGAU